AUGUCUGAAAACCAGAGACAACAACAACUAGCUGCCGCCAGGAAACAACUUGGACAAUAUCGUGAGAGAAACAGCCUCACGGGUCCUGCAGGAGCCAACAACAUACAGCCUCAAAUCCACAGAGCAUCUGAGACCAAUCCUGUGGAUAAGCCACUUGAAGAGGCCCUCCAAGACCACAAUGCUCCGGUAAUGGCAGAUCAAUCUCCAUUCCCUCCCAGUGUCCCUUCCCCUCAUCCUGUUACAAGCAACACAGCAUCAGUUGAAGACCAUGAUGCUGAAUUCAGCCUGAACAGUACGGCCGGACUCGAGAACCUGAAACAACUGUCUGAAAAGCUUAUGAGCUUUGUGUCUGACACCACACUCCAGGACGACAGGGAUCAUCUCCCAUGUUCUGAAAUGAUGGAGGAUCUGGAAGAGCUAUACGAAGGGCUGGCAGAAGCCCUGGACACCUGCUGUAAAUCCAACUUACAACUCACCAAGAAGGUGAAACUAUUGGACAAAAAAAACAGAGAAAGUCUGAAUCAAUUACACCAACAAAAAGCCAACCAGCAAAACUUACUGCAAGAAAACAACGAGCUAAGAAAACACCUGCAGCUCCAUAAGCAAACCAUUCAAAUUCUAGAAGCAGAAAAGAACCAUUUGCACACAGACCUGGCCCAGCUACAGCAGGUAGUCGCUGAUAAAUCAUGGGAGAUGCAGAGUCUUACCAACAGCCUGCAGUCUUCCCAAAUGCGAGUGGCAGAGCUAGAGGCUGUCCUUUCUUCCAUGACCACUCAGCAGGAGGAGGAAAAGGAGCACUCUAGGGAGCUCAGGAGGCAGACAGACAGCCUCCAAGAGGAACUGAGAAAAACCAACAAGACCAUUAGAGAACUACAGGAGUACAACUCCACAUUGGAAGAACGUCUUCAAGCAACCAGAGAACACGGAAUGGAGGAGCUCCAAAAGGAGCUAGCAACAUCAACCAUACUCCCUUUAAAGUGUUCUGGCCCUUUGGCACAGCAAGUCAAUCCUCAGGAUUUGCCACAGGCCAUUGAAGACAAAGCACAACUGGAGACCCAAGUAGGGUCACUGAAAGAGGAGCUGGAGAACAUGGCCAGACAGCUUCAAGCACAGCUGGACCUCAAUAAGACCUUAAGUCAACAAAAACUCCAGCAGGAAGAGCAGCUGCUGGCCCUAGAGCUGGCCUCCAAGAUGUGCAAUGAGCAGGCAGUAGCUCGCCGGGAUCAAUUAUUAGAGACCCUGACCCACAAUCAAAGCACCAUAAGAGAUGCUCUGGGAGAGAACCAGCACCUCAGGAACCAGCUGGCCCAACUGCAAGAUGGCUUGGGAAAGCUCAGCAGUCACAACACCCAGCUGACCAGCACCUUGCAGGCAGAGCAGCAUACAAAGAAACAUCUGGCCAAGCAGCUGGAGCAGCUGCAGCAGGAGGUGCUGCAGGGCAGGAGGGAAAUCCAGUCAGUCAACCAGAAUUUGCAGCAGACCCAGGAGCAGCUCACAGCUACCAUGCAGCAGAACCAGCAGCUGCAGGCUCAGGUGAGUCUCCUGGCUGUCCCUGCAGGAAGUGAAAUAGAAGGGACAAAGGAUGAUGAGGCCGCCAGGCUCACCCUCACCAUCCCUGACAAUGUUGAGAGCAGAGAAGACAUCAUUGCUUUUGUCGCUCAGGCUCAAACCUCAGCUGAAGCAGAGAGGGCCCGGCUGGGGCACCAACUGAGGCAGCAGAAAUUGCGCUGCCAAUGCCUGGCUCAACUCGCAGCCCUGAACCACACCAGGCCUGAGCAGGAGGCCCUAGCCCCACACAGUGGGGGGGACUCCAUUUCUCAGGAAAUACAGAGUAUCAUGCAGAAGAUAGAAAACCUUGCAAGGUUUUUCAAGGAAGACCUUCGUGUCAAAACAUUCGUAAAAGAGCAAGUGGAAGACCUUGAACUCCUCUUCAUGCAGCUCAGAGGAGAGGUGGACAGCAUCCCAGACGAUGCUGCUUUCUAUGGCAGACAUCUGAAGGCGCUGGAGAAGCAACAGCGGGAGAAGGAGCAAUACAUCGCCCAGCUCGACCGGGACACACAACAGAUGGCACUGGAGCUGCAGGAUCUACUGUUGCAACUGGAGCAGGGAAAAUCUCAGGCAGCCUCUCAGAGCCCACCUGGGAAACCCACCUCAGGCCCCACAGGCCCCCAAGAAGCUGCCUCAGCCUGUGCUGACGAUUUCGAAGAUAUAGACAUCAAUGAAGAUGAGGACACUGCAGCAGGAGGGACACGGGAGGCUUCACUCCUGGAGAAGCCCAGUGUGCAGCGCAUAGUACCAGUGCUGCCUGACUUUGAACAAAUGAGGAAGGAGGAGGAAGCAGCAGCAGGCCUGGGCAGCCAGUUCAUCCCUUUUCACUACCGGCCUGCUAAGGAUGACCCGCUAGACAUCUUCGUCAUCUAA
Dipodomys spectabilis (banner-tailed kangaroo rat) is the source of this 2421-nucleotide messenger RNA. RefSeq names its product golgin subfamily A member 2-like. Lineage: Eukaryota; Metazoa; Chordata; Mammalia; Rodentia; Heteromyidae. Gene Ontology annotation, cellular component: Golgi cisterna membrane; Golgi apparatus; Golgi cis cisterna. Bases 1 to 2421 code for a protein of 806 amino acids. The record is from RefSeq and is a predicted model, not a curated record. The transcript has a single exon. Gene Ontology annotation, biological process: Golgi organization; spindle assembly.